Messenger RNA from Trichobilharzia szidati, 1263 nucleotides. NCBI's taxonomy places the organism in Eukaryota, Metazoa, Platyhelminthes, Trematoda, Strigeidida, Schistosomatidae. The record is from the annotation of a GenBank genome assembly.
UCUCAAGAUAAAUGAAAUUUUAUGCUUGUUCAAUUUUUGUUUUAGUUGUCCUUACUCUCCUUCAGUGAAGUUGUGCCCACGUCCCGUCCUUGGGACGGUACUAAAAUAGCCUUGAACUUCUCGAAGUAUCUUUAUAGAAUAGAAAAAUGCUUUGGCAUUUGGUUUCAGCUUUCCUAUUUGGCGAGGGAUUCAUUGUUCUCAUGAUGAUCUUACCACUUUUUUCAUCACGAACAUGGAGCAGAUUUUUUAAAUUUGGUAUCAUACAGAAAAUUGCUGUGAAUUCCUCGUUCUACUUCAAUUUAUUUCUUGUCAUGUUGGCCUGUGCAUUAGCCGAAGCAAUCCGCAACUCAUGGACACAAAAACAAGCCUACAAUACGUUGAAAGCUCAUCCGUAUGAAUUACGUCCUGAAACGGAAUCAUUGUACUUGAUGCGAAUGUUCCGAGCACAAAGAAAUUUGUAUAUUUGUGGAUUCUCUCUGUUCACAUGGUUUGUUUUACGUCGUCUUGUCUGCCUGUUGUCGGAGCAUGCUCAAAUGUCUGCUAGUAUGGAGGCGAGUAUUAAACAGGCUAAAAGUGCAUCGGAAGCAGCUCAACGUAUGCUCAGUGAUACGAAGGUGACUGACAGUGAUACUGAAGACGUUUAUCCGGAUACUGUAGAAGCACUAAAGGAUGAAUUGUCGAACCUAAAAAAGAAAUUUGAAUCAGAAGAGCAAGCUCACAAACAAACCAAACGAGAUUUAGAAACUUUGAAGAAACAAAGUCUUCAAACUAAUAUUGAAUAUGAUCGAGUGACUCAGGAGUGCCAAAAACUACAGUACCGUCUGCAAAUGUUAGAAGGUGCUGGUGCCAAAGACAAGAAGUCCGAUUAAGUUCAAAUCGCCAAUUGGAUGAAGUAGUAACUAAGUGUUGACAGUUUCUUCAAAGAGUCUUCAAAUACACUUUACUGCGUUUUGUACUACUAUCAUGUUAAUCGUGUCCCGGUAUUCAUUGUUAAUGGGAUGUUGCGAAUCAUCUUGUGUUUUGUGUGUGUGUGUCUGCGUGUUCGUGUGCGCGUGUGUAUGUAUGUUCAAAUGUUGGUCGAGUUCUUCGCUUAUUAACAUGAUUACUAUUCACAUUCUGUUCUACUGCGACUUUUUCAAUUGUGUUCAUCUUUUAUUUUGUCUCUAGUUCUUUGCUUUGUGUAUUUCAUAUUCAGACAUAUUAAUUUCUUAAAUAUAAAUAAAGUUUACAUUUCGCCUACCAAAUGUGAAAUUAUAUCAGGGG